Messenger RNA from Dicentrarchus labrax (European seabass), 4589 nucleotides. RefSeq names its product Transmembrane protein 87A-like (gene tmem87a). The record is from RefSeq and is a predicted model, not a curated record. Gene Ontology annotation, biological process: retrograde transport, endosome to Golgi. Lineage: Eukaryota; Metazoa; Chordata; Actinopteri; Moronidae. The transcript has 21 exons. Gene Ontology annotation, cellular component: membrane; Golgi apparatus. Bases 80 to 1906 code for a protein of 608 amino acids.
CCGGAAGUGUGUCGCUUGUUGUGAGUUGUCGCGGUCGUCGUCGCUGCUCCUCUUCCUCUUCCUCUUCCUCCUGGCUCUAAUGGCGAGCUCCACGGCUCCGGGUCGGACCGGACCGGGACUCUGGUACCCGGGGCUGCUCCUGCUGCUGCUGUCCGGGCAGAGCGGGCCGGUCGGUGCCGUGUCCGAACCCGGGAAAUGGAUCCAGAAGAUCGACAGCGAGAUUCUGAAGAAGCAGAACUUCUUCUACUUCACCAAAACUCUGUUCAACAGCAGCUUCAUCCACCUCAAACUGGUGUCAGAGACGUGUAACGGUUCGUUUCCCGUCCAGCUCAACGUGUCCUGGUAUCUGAGGAACUCGCACUGCUACGAUGAAGUCUUCAGCCACGACACAUUGAAGGCGGAGGGAGGUUACUUCAGGUCGACGAAGGUCAUACCAGGAGGAGGAAGUGGAUAUUACGUCUUCCACCAGUAUCCUGCCAUCACCUGCCAGCCGCAAAUCAACCCCAACACGUUCGGCCUGGAUGUCUUUGAGACGAGAACACGUCUGACGGAGCUGCCGCCGCAGCAGCAGCCAACCACAGCGAAGGCUUCAAGCAGGGAGAGGAGAGAGCUGAACCCUCCAGAACCAAAGGCUGCUGCAGUAAAGGAGGAAGGAGCUUCAGCAGAAACAGGAGGAGCUGCUGAUCAUCGUAAAGAGGUUGCUUCUCAUCAUCACUUCGACGCGGUGGCCGAGAGCUGGGAGGACGGACCCUACAUGUUCAUCCUGCACAUCCGAGAAAUCAAAGACAAGAGCCGAGUCCCCGACCCCGCGGCGGCGGCAGCAGCGGCCGCAACUUCGCCCUGGAGUCUACAGCUGCAGAUCAGCAUGAAGGGUCCUCAUGACUACAUCUCCGCCUCUGAAUGGCCUCUGAUGGUGUUCUACAUGGUGAUGUGCAUCGUGUACGUGCUGCUCGCCGUGCUGUGGUUGCUUCUGUCGGCGUGUUACUGGAGGGACCUGCUCAGGAUCCAGUUCUGGAUCGGCGGCGUCAUCUUCCUCGGCAUGUUGGAGAAAGCCGUCUACUACGCCGAGUUCCAGAGCAUCAGAUACGACGGCCUGUCAGUCCACGGGGCGGUGGUGUUUGCCGAGGUGCUCUCUGGGGUGAAGAGGACUCUGGCCCGAGUGUUGGUGAUCAUCGCCAGUCUGGGAUACGGCAUCGUCAAGCCCAGACUCGGUGCGUUGCUCCACAGAGUCGUUGGCGUCGGUCUGCUCUACCUGAUCUUCUCCAUCUUCGAGGGGAUCCUACGAGUCAACGCUCAUCGAGGUGACAACAGCCUCACUAGAUUUUUGUGUGACGUUGUUCUGGCCUUCACUGACUCCUGUAUUGUCUGGUGGAUCUUCGUGAGUCUGGCUCAGACGAUGAAGCUGCUGAGGCUGAGGAGGAACGUGGUGAAGCUCUCGCUCUACAGACACUUCACCAACACGCUCAUCUUCGCCGUCAUAGCGUCGGUCAUCUUCAUCAUCUGGACCAUCAAGACCAUCAGGCUGUCUAAAUGUCAGUCUGACUGGAGGGAGCUGUGGAUCGUUGACGCGUUCUGGCGCUUCCUGUUCUCCACCAUCCUAUUGGUCAUCAUGUUCCUAUGGCGACCGUCGGCCAAUAACCAGAGGUACGCGUUCAGUCCUCUGCUGGAUGAAGAGAGCGAGGAAGAGGAGAAGGAGCCGAUGAUGAACGAGGCUUUCGAGGGGAUGAAGAUGAGGGGCACGAAGAACGAGACCAACGGUUCGGUCAAAGCCAGCAAAGUGGAUGAAGAUCUGAAGUGGGUAGAAGAGAACAUCCCUUCAUCAAUGGCAGACGUCGCCCUGCCGCCCCUGCUGGACUCUGAUGAGGAAACCAUGACGACCAAGUUCGAGAUGUCCAAGAUGGAGUGAAGCAGAAGUACGAAACGUGGAGCCGGACGAGCGUGAUUGAUAAAUAAUACAGAUUUAAUAACGGCGUGAAAGUUGGCGUGAGAGAGGAAGGUGGCGUGAGCGAGAAAGGAUGGCUGAAAAGAGGAAGGGGGGCAGACGAACUGAUGGAUGGAUGGAGGGAAGAGAGGAACGAGUGUCGGUAUGUGAUUCAAUCCCUGAAUUUAUGAGCUUUGUAAGCCUUUGAUUGUACAUACACGGGGAGUAAUAUCGAUCACAGCGGCACACGGAUCCUUUUUAUUUUUAUUGCCUGUUUGUAUUUAUAUUUCUAUAUAUACAGUAUAUUUUGACAGAUUUGAUGUUAACGAAGCGGCUCGUUUUUUUGCCUUUUCACUGUUUACAUGCAGAAAUGUGAUUUUUGGGGAUUUUCGUCAGUUUUUUCGUGUUUUUUCACUGUUGCCUCGAUGAGAGCUCCGCCCCCCCCACUCCCCUCGCCGUCACCGCUGUUCUGUUGGGGUUUUGUGUCUUUACAUUGGCGGACUAACGCUACCUGUAGGUUUCAUCUGGAUCCUUUCAACCUGUAAAAAAAGAAACCAAAGUUGUGGCUGAAUGAAUUUCUGGAUUAUUUUCUUACAAUUAAAACUCUUCACGUUGAGAUUCGGAUGUUUUGACUGAUUAAAAAUGACUUUAUUUUGUUGUUUUACUUAUUAUUUAAGACAUAAAGGGCCGUUGCUGCAUCUGGCUAAUUAAAAUCUGUUAGAAAUUCGAUAUUUUUUUAGACAUUCGCAAUCACCACUGAAGAAUAAAACAUCACUCUCCACCAGACUCCAUAGAGAAAAUUGGCAGUUUGGACUCUCAGAUCAUCGUAACUUCAUUCAAAGUGGACAGAAACAAAAUAAAACUCAUUAAAAGCGUCUCUGUUAGUGUUUCCAACAAUCACCAACUCUCGUUUGGUGGAAAUAAAUCCUUAAUUCACCGACGUAGAUGAGAAAAUAGCUGCAAAACGUGCGACAGUGACACUAAAACAUUGACAAUAUGCAAUUUCUGAACUUCUAUUUUUCUAUCUUCAUCAUCACGGAUUAUUAAUUAUCGCUGUUACUGAUUUACAAUCUAAUUAACUUGAAUAAAGGAAGCAACAUGCGUGUUAUUCUUGCCAUCACCAGCAAAGCAUUUGUGGUGAAAUAUCAUAAAACUUAGAAAAAACAAACUUCUUAUCCCCUAAAUUCCACCAGAAGCGUCCCUCCGUUCUGCUCUAUUCGGGGCUAUUUUUGAUCGCACUGGCAGGAAGUUGAGACACAGUAACGGCACAGAGUCAAUUUUCUAAAUAAAAUAUCGUGUGCAGACUUUGUGUGGAACUUUGUGAAGUCAGCGCAGAAACGUUUCGUGAAGACGCUCUUGGUGGGAUUACAAAGCCGUGCCCGGUGGAAUUUGGGGGUUACGGGAGAUUGUACAUUGCACAUUCAUCUUAUUAUGUCACUGCAACAGAAGGAUUUUGAAGCGGUUAUUUUAAGGUAGAAAAGCUGCAUAAUGUUACUUUAAGUUAGCGUAAACAAAACUUAUUCCCGCCGUUGUCUUUUUAGUGAUUGUAGUUAAAUUACGUGAGAAAGACGAAACCCCCAAAUUCCACCGGGAACGGCCACGACACGCCACUCGUGUCAAGCGACACAGAGAGGAAGUCAGACACAGAGACGGCAUAGAGAAUCCGGUCAACUUUCAAAAUAAAAGCGUGCAGCAGCUAGGUUUUUCCCUCUAGGAUGUUGUGAGUUAUUUUAGCGGAUUGUUGAGAUAAUUGUAGCCCUUUUUAGGUGAAAAUUGCAAAAAAAAACACAAUAUAAUAGUUCAUUAAAAAUAGAAGGCAACUUUGAGUGAGAAUAAAAGUGUUUUAGUAGUUUUAUAUGAAGGAUCUGUUAUGAUUGGACAAAGUAGGACUUCCUGGAUGGACUGUUUGUUUGCUGUAUGUCCACUUACUUCAUCCACUCAAACACUCACACAUCCUGUCGCAGCCUCGUGUGUGUGCAGUGUUUCCUCUGACCGCAGCCAUUAUCGCUGCGUACAGCCGGCGGCCAGCUCCCUCGCUCUCUCUCUCGCUCUGUGAACAUAUAGACUUCCCUGUGUGUGUGUUAAGUGACAGUGACUCGUCCGUACAGACUAAACACUCUGUACAUCAUCGGGUUGAGCCACGGGGGGAAAAGUCCGCUCCCAUCAGCCUGCAGCAGCUCGCUCGUUAUCAAGAUGUUUAAAGCCGAAUAUCUGCAGAUUCUCUGUUUUCUCCCACAAUGAAGCGGACCUAACACGUUUAGAUAAGAUGUGUCUGAGUUUCAUAUUUAAAAUCCAGAUAAAUGUGUCACCUACAGACUAUUAAAUCCAAGUGUUACCCACAAUCAGAGUCCAGAUAUCUGCUGGUGAAAGCACAAGUUUGUUUAUUUGUUAAAUUGAGAUGAAAACUAAAAGUAAUGACUUGCUUCUUCUUCGGGUUCUGGACGGAAACGUUGAGGCGCUGAAGUAAUUACACUUAAUUCAAAGCCUUUGUAAUUACUUCUGAUGUUAAUUUUGUAUCAAUUUUUUGGGGAGAAACUCUUCGGUUUGAUGCCUCCGCAGUGAAAUGUGUCUCACAUAGCAGGAAGAGCUUGAUUAUGUAAAGAGCUGUGCUUGUUUGGUUUGUAAAUAAAUCACAAGUUAAUAAUAAAAACUUGAAUUAUUUGCUUUA